UGUGUGUAUGUAAACAAAAGAGAACGCAACAAUAAAAUAAAAUAAUAAGAGCAAACAGGACACACAAGUAAAAGAAGCGGGAAUAAAUUUCACAAUUGCAGCAAUUGUAAAAAGGCUUAACCAAAAGAAAACAGCCUCACCAUUGAUCAAUUUCUGCAACUGCAAGAGCGGAUACGUAACUUUGAGGGCAUGCUUGGCGGCAGCAGCGGAGAGCGUUUAUGCACGCCAAGCACAUCGGCUGGUCCCUUCCGCAUCUUCUCAGUGGCCGGCUUUCAAAAUCGCACCAAUGACAUUGUCUACUGUCCGCCCAUUGUGCGGCAACCUUCACAAAAUGUCGAAGACUCUCGCGCCAUCAUCUACUUCGGCGGCGACGUGCAAGACUUUCCGGAGAGCAUGGAAACAAAUCGCGACAGUCGCGGCUAUAUGAAAUACAAUCUGGAAAACUCUGCAAUUCUGCUGCGUGAGGCAUUUCCACGCUCACACAUCAUAGUCAUUCGACCAGUGCGCAUGGAAUUCAAGACCUUUAGCUGCUUUGAUAACUUUGUGCGUGGCAACAAUGCAGGCGUGCCCGAUCAUACGCCCAUGAAUCAUGCGCUGCAGCAUUUGGAAAAACUGCUACAGAAUUUGUCGCAACGCUUGGUCUCCAUACCCGAGAAUGAAAUACUUGAUCAGGCUGCGCAGGCAGCAGCAGCCGCUGCUGCUGUCGCUGCUGCCGCCGCAGCUGCUGCAUUAACACUCUCCAGCGCCGGUGUUGAGACCAAUAACUCAGCUGGCAAUAACUCAGUCGACAAUAGUCAAGACAUGGAUAUAGACAUACUGCAGGUGCAGGAUACCGUUACGGUCGAUAGCGAUGGUGGCGUUAUAUUCCCUAUUGUCAGCCCCGAGAUCACAGAAACAGAAGCUAUAAUCACCAACGAGGCAAUUGAUGAAGAGAUCGACAUCAUAAGCAAAGUUAUAAAUUCCAACAGUAAUCAGGAUGCAAAUCACGUGCCGCUAGAUUCGGACUCAAAAGCCACUACGGACAACAAUGUGGAACAUUUCAACAAUAUCGGCAACAACAGCAACUGCAAUCCAGCACAAACAUUGUUUGGCACACAACAUGCCAUGUUGCAGCCACAAUCUCUGCGCUCUGGCGUUGCUGCUGGCUCCUGCACCGACACCAAUCCAUUGUGGUGGCGUGAGAAUCUCAAUUUGGACAAGUCCAAGCUGGUGCUCAUUGGCUUUAGCAAGGGCUGCGUCGUGCUCAAUCAAUUCAUCUACGAGUUUCACUAUUUGAAAACUCUAACGCCGGAUGAUAGCAGCAUGUUGCGACUCUUGUCGCGCAUCACAGACAUGUACUGGCUGGAUGGCGGGCACGGUGGCCAAAAGAACACCUGGAUUACAUCACGUAGUCUCCUGGAGACACUAACACGCAUGGGCAUGAACAUACACGUUCAUUUAACGCCGUAUCAGGUGCAGGAUGAUCGACGCCCUUGGAUACGCAAGGAGGAGAAACUAUUUACGGAGAUGUUGCGUCGUUUAAAUGCGCCCAUCACAAGACAUUUGCAUUAUGACAGCCAGCCGGCCAAUCUGAUGACACACUUUGAAGUGUUGCAAGCAUUUUGCCAGCAUGUGCAUAACCAGCAGCAACAGCUGCUGCAGCAGGGCGGCAACGGUGAGCAAGCAGUUGUGGCUACCAACAACGGUGCUGGCGGUAGUGCCAAUAGUUUACAGGAUGCUAGUGAGGAGACAAAGUGACAGAUUAGCAGCUUGCAU
This is a messenger RNA of Drosophila busckii, 1755 nucleotides long. RefSeq names its product UPF0565 protein C2orf69 homolog. The record is from RefSeq and is a predicted model, not a curated record. The transcript is spliced from 6 exons. Gene Ontology annotation, cellular component: mitochondrion. NCBI's taxonomy places the organism in Eukaryota, Metazoa, Arthropoda, Insecta, Diptera, Drosophilidae. The coding region runs from base 190 to 1737 and encodes 515 amino acids.